AUAACAUAUAUUACAUAACAUAGAUAACAUGAAUCAACAACAUAGUUUUAAAUAUGAAUGUUUUUACAGAUUUGAUGUCGGUUUUUACUAGUGAACCUUAUAGGUCUCUUUUGUAUGUGAUGGAGCUGUUUUUUCUCCACAACUGUGCAUUGCGUUUAUGCACCCUGACCCAAGCCUACUCCCCCACCCCCCCUAAAAAAGAGAAAGAAAGAGAAAAAGAAAAAAACGAAAAGCGUUGUUGAAGAACAUUGAUGAUGAGGGGGCACAGGAGCAGGAGCAGGGGCCGGGAUGCUGAUGGGACCAGCAGAGUGGUGCAGACAGGGGGGAGGGGAUGUUUAUGGUGUGCGGACACGGAAGACGAGAAGGGAGGGGGUUUCCCCCCAUCUGUUGCGCGGCUGUGGCGCGUGCCGAGCGCGUGAAUCCUACUGGCAGCUCACAGAACAGUUUGGUUUAAUGGAGAGACUGAAACUCUUGAGAGUUUGAAAUAAGAAAAACAAAACGUUGAUUUAAGUUUGAAAUAUAUAGAAUGUUUUAUAUUAGAUUAAACAAAAAAGAGUGAGAAUCACUCCAUGAAGGUCCAGUCUUUUACUGCGUCAUCGGCGUCUUCCUCACCGUGUUAUACAUGCAGUGUUAGUGCUCACUCGUGUGCUGCAUGGCUCUUUGUGUACGUCAUAUUCUGCAGACAUACGCAUCACCCCUCUGUGCUUGAUGCAGGUUCUCUUCAGUCUCCUCCCCCAGUACGCCAGGUAAACACCGUGUCAUUGAUAUUGGAAACAAGCUGCUUGGGCUCCAUAAGCAGAUGUUAAUCCAUACAUAGCGUGGCUUGGGUAACUGGUUUAUUAAUUUUAGGAAUAGAUUACCCCUGUCGCCUCAGAAACACACCUCUGAUUCUGCUUUAUUUUGUUGGGCAAGUCGAGCCCUACAAGCAUUAAUGUAUGAUUUAUUAUUUUGAUCCAACGUUUUUGAUUAUGUAUUUCUAGCAAUGCAACCUUCAGAUGUAUGAUCACACAAAAAUAUAUUUGACUCAUUUGGUUGUUCAUUUGUGGGGGGAUUUUCGAUGCAUGAAAAAACAGAAUUAUAUACAGAAAGAUAAUCAAUUUAAUAAAGCCAUGCAGGCGAAAAAUUAAGCAGUCCUUGGAAAAUUUAAAGAGCAGGUAUAUGCCACAGCUGAUAUGCUGUUUUGAGGGGAAACAACACCGUCAUUUGCCUUCUGUGCGUAAUGGGAUCUCAGAUGAACGUUAAAUCUUAAAUUUUUAAACGCAAUAAAGCGCAACACUAUCGUGGAACUCCGCAUACCAGCGCUGUAGACGCAGGGGCCCAACGGGACCAGAUGGUCCAGACAGGAGCUCCGCUCAACUCCCAAAGGCAUCGCCCCGCCCCCUCCCAUGUCAAAGGUCCAGCACAAUGGCUUGAGUUCCCCUCCGCUCCGACGCGCCGGAGCCAUAUAAAUAGGAGGCUCUCCUGCUCUGCCACACACUUCAGCUCAGCCGCUCCAAGAGCAAGAAUCUCCCGUCCGACAAAAGCACAACAACCAGAAGCAAACGAAAUGAGUCCCAGCAUCACCACUGAGGCAAACCAGCCUCUUCCUGCCCGGUCAACCGUGGCCCAGAGAAAACAAGCCAACGAACUGAGAAAGACUCUGAAACCCUUGCUGGAGAAGAGGAGACGUGCUCGCAUCAAUGACAGCCUCAGUCAUUUGAAGGGCAUCAUUCUGCCUCUUGUUGGCAAAGACAACGCACGCUACUCCAAACUGGAGAAAGCUGAUAUUCUGGAAAUGACAGUGCGCUUCCUCAGAGACCUUCCCUCUACUCCAGCGAAAGACUCCGCAGACAGUUACAGAGAAGGCUACAAAGCCUGCCUCCAGCGCGUCUCCGCUCUGCUUCCCAAAACGAGCCUGGACCAAGACGCGUGCCAGCGGGUGAACGACUUCGUCCAGCAGUCCAUGUCCACCACCGUCACCCCGACCUGCCUGAACUGUUGCGCUCAGAGCUCCAGAAGCUUCCCUCAGAUCCAACAGAAACUCCUGAGCCUCAAGUCCAGCUUCAGCUCCAGACCGGAGAGCCAGUCCCGCAGCAGCAGCAGCAGCGCAGUGGCUCCCGGCCGAGCACAGCCAGGCCCGCAGCCCGUCAGCGCUGCCAUGUGGAGACCUUGGUAGAUUAGAAGGGCAUUAUUGUCAUGUGUGUUAUUUAUUUCGUGAUGUCAUUUUUGUUGCUAGUUAUAUUGCAAUAUAGCCUUACUGUUAGUGAUUUAAGAAGAAGAAUUGUUGGAGUUGCUGCAUAAUAAUUAAAAUUCAGCACUGCGUUUAAAGCCAGAGAGGGCACACGAGCACAGAUCUCAAAGAAGCCGCAAAGUCUAUGAACUUUUUUAAAGCGCAAUCCUCUUUGGGGUGUCAAAGGUACGGGUUGUAGUCAACACUUUUGUAAAACCCCAAGGGUUAUUUUGUUUGAGGUUUGCACGAUGGACUUAAAAGUAUUUUGGUCUGUGCAACAUAAUAGUCUGUAAACACUGUGUGUUAAAUAGGAUUAUUCAUAAUCGAUUGGUGGCAUGUAAGAGAAAAAAACUGUUUUGUGAAACUAAUGUUUUG
Scophthalmus maximus (turbot) is the source of this 2584-nucleotide messenger RNA. Its product is annotated as transcription factor HES-2-like. Gene Ontology annotation, molecular function: RNA polymerase II cis-regulatory region sequence-specific DNA binding; DNA-binding transcription factor activity, RNA polymerase II-specific; protein dimerization activity. The transcript has 3 exons. The record is from RefSeq and is a predicted model, not a curated record. Gene Ontology annotation, biological process: anterior/posterior pattern specification; regulation of neurogenesis; regulation of transcription by RNA polymerase II. NCBI's taxonomy places the organism in Eukaryota, Metazoa, Chordata, Actinopteri, Pleuronectiformes, Scophthalmidae. Bases 1331 to 2155 code for a protein of 274 amino acids. Gene Ontology annotation, cellular component: nucleus.